This is a messenger RNA of Scatophagus argus, 950 nucleotides long. RefSeq lists its product as uncharacterized. The record is from RefSeq and is a predicted model, not a curated record. Bases 70 to 795 code for a protein of 241 amino acids. NCBI's taxonomy places the organism in Eukaryota, Metazoa, Chordata, Actinopteri, Scatophagidae. The transcript is spliced from 16 exons.
AUGUCUCAAUGUCUGAUGUCUGAUAUAAGAAUCAGUGGAUGAUGAGCCACACAUUACUUCGUGCAGUGGAUGCAACACAGUUCUUCUAAAGCAAUGCAGCUAUUGUGGAUUACGACUUUACUUUUGUCAGCAGUAGCUGCUCGUCGUGGUGACGAUGAUCUGUUGAUGACACAAAUCCCAGAAGAUGGAGAUGAAGGGUCAGGUGGAGGCUCCAGCCACCCAGUGUUGGAUUUGCCCCCUUGCCACCCAAACAAGCCAGGAAGAAGACCAAGUAAUGGAAAUCCAUGGGGACCCAUGAGAGGGAAUGGCUGCCGGCCAGAGAGACCUGGGUUUCCCAUUAGGGGCAAAAGACAGGUUCCUGGUGUCAUGCCAAGAGGCCCUCGCUUUGGGCCCAGCCGGCCUUUUGGGAGACCUGUAGGACCUCCAAGAGGCGAUGGGUUGCCCUUCAGUAUGAACCCCAGUUCAGUGGUUUUUUCACCUAUUUUCAAGGUUGACAAUGUGACAUUUUCGAAUGUCACCAGUGUAACCCUGACAGAGGGAGAGAACGUAUUUAUGAUGUCAAAGAGUGGUGGAAGCGGACAUCAUCAUCAUCAUCAUCGUCAUCAUCAUCAUGCGGGAGGAAAGCACGGGCCUUCAGGGAACAUGCAAUAUGUGAAGCUGAUCUACAACGCCACACGGCCGAACGAAGUCUCUGUUGAGUAUGGGGUUUUGAAUUGUACUGAAGCAGCCUUUCCCAAAGGCUCUUUGUCGAUGAAGCUCUGGGAUAUUUUUGGAGUGGACAACAACAGAGAAUAACUAACAACUGUAACUGGAAGAAACCACCAGCUACAAGUUUUAUCAACAAACAAAGAUUAUUUCUUUCCUGUGGUAUAUUCUUGAAAAUCACUCCUGUAAUUUGGCAUUUUCCUAUAAAAGCUUAACAAAGUACCACAAUAAAAUCCUUAAGCAAA